UCAGGUCCGCCAGGAAAGCGGGGCAGGAUGGGGCGGAAAGGGGAACACGGUUCUCCAGGCGCUCCGGGACGAGAUGGCUAUCCGGGACCAGUUGGCAUGGAUGGACAGCCGGGACCAUCGGGACUCAAAGGGGAUAAGGGGGAGCAUGGAGACGGUUGGCCAGUGGAACGCUUCUCCAACGGUGCCUUUGCGGGUCUACUCAGCAAUCAGAUCCUCACUAUCAAGGGUGACCAAGGACAAGCCGGCCCCCCCGGCCCCCCAGGCCCCCCCGGAUAUCCCGGUCUGAGAGGGCCCCCAGGAAACCCGGGAAAGGACGGGCCCCCAGGGCUAGCUGGAGACCCAGGGAAACCAGGACAGGAUGGCAUUGAGGGACCCAGGGGACAUCCCGGAAUGCAGGGUGAGAAUGGCGAGCGAGGGGUGCCUGGACCCCAAGGACCUCCGGGGUUAAAGGGAGAACCGGGACUUCCUGGGGACCUGGGGGAGAAAGGCUUGGAUGGACUAAAGGGAGACAAAGGAGAUACUGGGCAUGCAGGACCUGGGGGAGACAAAGGUUUACCGGGACAGAAGGGUGAGCCGGGGGAGAGUGAAAUGGCUGACAUUAACGCCAAACUGGACAAAGUCCUGCAGGGGCCCCCAGGCCCACCGGGGCCCCCAGGAGAACAAGGACCAAAGGGAGAUCUGGGCUUACCUGGACCACCAGGGGUUGAUGGCGAUAAGGGAGCCAGUGGACAAAAAGGACAGAAAGGAGACCGUAGUUUGGAAGACGAUUUGGCUCAGAUUAUUUUUCAGUCAGGCCCCCCAGGGCCACCUGGAUCUCCAGGACCCCAAGGCCCCAUGGGAUACCCAGGCCUACCUGGUCCCACGGGGGAGCCAGGACAGGGACUGAGAGGAGAGAAGGGGGACCCUGGGGAUAGAGGCCCCCCAGGAAUAAGGGGUAUUCCGGGGCCUGCGGGGUUAAUAGGACUCCCGGGUAUUAAAGGAGAUAAGGGAAAACCAGGAGAGCCAGGAUUUGAUGGGUUUCCAGGCCUAAUAGGAGAAAAGGGUGACAGGGGUGACAAAGGCGAGAAGGGGGGCCGGGGAGCUUUGGGCAAGAAGGGCACCAGGGGACAGAAGGGUGAGCAAGGACCCCCCGGUCUGGACCAGCCCUGUCCUGUGGGUCAUGACGGGCUACCUGUACCAGGCUGCUGGCAUAAGUGAUGGAAAAUCACACUCAUCUAGUCACACCUGUACAUACCGGCAAUGAAUCUUUGUAAACUAAAUGCAUUUUUUUUUUAAUACUGAAAUUUUUUCCUGAAAAAUGUCUUUUUUUUAAUUUAAAUUAAAUGUGUAGAAUGUUAUUUUCAACUUAUUACCAGUGGUAAUUUUUAAUGUCAUAUGUCAAAAAAGACGUUUGAUGUAGUAUUAUAGAAUAAAAGUCAGAGGCUUAAAUCUUUGAAGUACUACACAAUGAGAAAUGUACUGAAAAUGUACAAUAAAUGUGAAAAAGUAGUAUACUAGUAGUAUUAGUAAACAUACUCAGACUGAAUUAAAUAGACACAAGUUGCUGCUAAGAUCCAUAGUAAUAAACUGCCCUAAUGUUAUUUCCUGGUAGAAGAGUGUGAAAUUGCCUGAAAGUAAUAGAUGUGAAAGAUCUACCAGUGUUAAUCCUCAUUAAAUGGAAAUCUGAUUCAUAGAAGCAGACUGAGACGCAGGUGCUCCAAUGUAGCCAUGGCAACCGAAGCGAGAGCAUACAAGAUGCUGGUAACUAUAAUGUAACUGGCUGGUCGCCAGAUAGUGCAGUGAGAGAAGGUCACCAGGACCCCAGCUCACUACACCGCCAUGCUAGCAGAACCCACCAUUUUGACAAGACCUACAAAGUACGUUAAGAAUAUCGAUGAAUGACUUAAGAUUGGUAAUUUAAUAGGGACCUGCUGUCCACAUUUCUUCAAAAAAAAUUGUCAAAUUUUAAUUUUAUUUUUUUAAGAGAAUUCGUGUAUAUAUUUAGGUUUCUUUAUAACUGAACAUGAAGAAAUGAUUGACCACCUGUAAAAUUAGAUAACAAUUGUGAAAUAUCUGGCAUCAUAUAUAAUUAUGUAUUUUUUUUUGUUUGUUUGUACAUUGUAUUACUAAAUAAUUGUGCUAGAAAGGCAUGAUCACUUGUUUAUUAUAACAUCAUAUGCAAAAUAUUUAGUUUGGAGUUGCUGAAGAUUUGUUACGCUAAUGGUUUCCUUUUUCAGUUUCAUUCAUACGUGUAAACAAUCCAGAUUUAGUUGCGUUACUCAUAGUCAAAUAUUUUGCUUAUGAACAGUUUAUUCCUGAAUCUAGCUUUUUCCAUCAUUUCAGUAAAAACAGCUGUAACCUUCUUAACAAGAUAAAGAAUAAUGUUUGAACAGUUAUCAGAUACUCUGUCAUUAAAAGUAUCUGUAGAAUGUAUCGUAAUUUUAUAAUCUCGAUUGCCUUGGCCUGCUGUGGUUUUUGGCAGUCAAGCUACCAGUAUGGCUGGGAGUGUUUUACUUCACAAAAUUAUCAAAAUGCACCUGGUGGCAGUAUCUUAUUACUUUUUCAAUUAUAUUUUAUAUUCAGCUACACUCCUGGUAUUUGCUGUCAACAGGAUUGAUGUGUAAUCCUUAUUUUUUAUAUAAACAUAGUUCCCAUC
Molecule: messenger RNA, 2635 nt
Organism: Paramormyrops kingsleyae
Lineage: Eukaryota; Metazoa; Chordata; Actinopteri; Osteoglossiformes; Mormyridae
Gene: col23a1b
Product: collagen type XXIII alpha 1 chain b
Source: RefSeq, a predicted model, not a curated record